UCUUUGGUUAGGUGAGCGGAACAGCUAGGUGGCGGGUAGGUAGCUUGGUAGGUACGGUACACCCCGAUACCUACCAGGCUCCUUUUAUCUCUCUUUCUCUUUCCAUCCCUGAUCGCCGCUGGAGAUCACGAUCCAUUGUCGCAUUUGAUGGAGGCCGCCUGCGCCGGCUUAUUCUUGCCCCGAUCUGCCCUCCCCGCCGCCUCCUGGAAGGAGGCGCGAUUCCUCUGCCCGGCACGGACGAGGCAACGGAAGGCGGUGGCUAUGGCGAUGGAGAAUAACGUCGCUGGAGGCGGAGGCUAUGCCGGAGUGCCCAACACUAACUACGUGGUGUCUCUUGAUGCUGUCCCUUAUUCCCUCACGCGCCCCCUUAACGAGAUCCUGAGGGACCUCCACAAGAGAGUGCCGGACAAGAUCAUCGAUGCCGACCACAACUCGAUCCCCUGGUACCAUACGAACAGAAUGCUGAGCUUUUAUGCUCCAGGCUGGUGUGGUGAAGUACGCGAUGUUGUAUUCUCAGACAAUGGAACUGUGACAGUAGUAUACCGAGUUACCAUAAGAGGAUCAGACGGAGAGGCUCACCGUGAGUCGAGUGGAACAGUAUCACUGAAUGAUGCCCAGUUCGAAGAUCCUGUUGCAGCCGCUGAAGAAUUGGCCUUCUGCAAAGCGUGUGCUAGGUUUGGUUUUGGUUUGUAUUUAUAUCACGAGGAUUAGUCUUGGUAGGAUAAGGCCCAUGCUACUUUUUGAGUGUUCCAAAUAAUCUUGCAGUGAUUCCAUUGUGAAAUACAUAUGCAUUUAAUUCAGGAUGUUGAGCUUAA
Messenger RNA from Zingiber officinale, 815 nucleotides. RefSeq names its product DNA repair RAD52-like protein 2, chloroplastic. NCBI's taxonomy places the organism in Eukaryota, Viridiplantae, Streptophyta, Magnoliopsida, Zingiberales, Zingiberaceae. The transcript has 4 exons. Gene Ontology annotation, molecular function: DNA binding. Gene Ontology annotation, biological process: double-strand break repair via homologous recombination. Bases 148 to 711 code for a protein of 187 amino acids. The record is from RefSeq and is a predicted model, not a curated record.